AUGAAGAGCACUUCAGAAUAUUCACCGCUCGCCGUUAGCGAUGAAACUGAAGAGUCGGUGUUCAGUGUCUCGUCGGACGAUGACCAACACAACUCCGACUUGUCUUUUGAAAACCCUACUUUGAGACGACUACUUGGCCUCACGGUCGUGCUGUCGCUAGUCUGCUCUAUAGUCUCAUUGGUCUUUCUAUGCAUGAAUGCUCGUACACAGUGGGACUUGCACUUUCUCCUGGGCGGAAUCGUCGUACAGUCGAGUACGCCUGACGAGAGGCCCGAUCCUGGGCUGCUGGAGAGACCAAGUGUAUAUAAUGUCCUUGACAAGCUUCCUCCUGAGCUGCAGCAUUCGGCACUGCUAGGCACUCUCGAUGUCUUUCCAUCGUUCUUCCAACCUGUGGACCACAUCCAUCGACACUACGUCUUCCCGUCGGAUGGUCAUGCACGGUUCACAUUCAAUGGACGUGUUUCACCAGGAGACCAUCGUAUCCUCCUGACGGAUCACAUUACAAUGAUCGCUCAAUUUCGAGUCCAUGACUAUGGCAUGGAGCGUUGCCGCGUCGUCUCUUCGAUACCAAGCUGGGAGCUUCUGCAAUCUCAUAACCAGACGCUACAUCUCGCAGGCGAUACGUCUCACAUUGAAGUUUGGAAUCUGACAUCGUCGGGGAAGGCUCUGGACGAACGAACUCUUGCCUGGGAGACUAAGCCACCUCGCAGGGAACUCAUCACCACUCUUUCCGUUCAUGAAAAUUCCACCCAUAAAUCUGACGAGUUUUGGUGUGGCACAUCGGGAAGUUUGCAGACGUUCGAACUCCUCUGCCCAGGUGUAGGCUGCUACAUAGAACUCUGGCAGGAUUACUACUUUCAACCACGGUUUGGUAUCAUCAUUCAGCAGUUCCCGUCGAAAUGA
This is a messenger RNA of Fomitiporia mediterranea MF3/22, 903 nucleotides long. RefSeq lists its product as uncharacterized. The transcript is spliced from 4 exons. The coding region runs from base 1 to 903 and encodes 300 amino acids. Lineage: Eukaryota; Fungi; Basidiomycota; Agaricomycetes; Hymenochaetales; Hymenochaetaceae. The record is from RefSeq and is a predicted model, not a curated record.